Messenger RNA from Aspergillus heteromorphus CBS 117.55, 421 nucleotides. RefSeq lists its product as uncharacterized. Bases 96 to 320 code for a protein of 74 amino acids. The transcript has a single exon. NCBI's taxonomy places the organism in Eukaryota, Fungi, Ascomycota, Eurotiomycetes, Eurotiales, Aspergillaceae. The record is from RefSeq and is a predicted model, not a curated record.
UUUGAAUGAAGUGAACUCUGGAGUUUGGACUUGGAGGCGAUCGAUCGGGAAAAAACGAGACUUGGGUCCAAAAAAACCCAGCCGUGACCGUAAUAAUGGGAGGUACCUGCCCCGUACCCGAACCUCCGCUGGCGGGCGGAAAGUACCUGGGAGUACCUGCACCGCCACAGGCCAACCAAGCCCACAAAGAGGCCAGUGAUAGGGAAAUGAAACUGAAACAAUCCGUUGAAUCCACCUCAAUGACGCUGUCUUUAUUUAGCCACCGGGCUUUAUCCCUCUUUGACUUGACUGCUAGCAGGCUCAAAGACGGGUGGUUUUGACGGUGGAAGAGCAGACUUCUGGUCUACUGCGUACUGAGCCACGGCGAGCACGUGGGCCUCGAGGGUAACAGAAGAGUACGACUCCGUAUUCUGUACCGUAG